GGUGAAGCUCAGUCAGCCAGCAGGCAGCAGGGAGCACGGAGCUACCACCUGCCCUGGCAGCCAGCAACAAGUGAACCACCGCUGCUCGACACUUACCCACACACACGCACGCUCCCCGCAACGCUCUCUUUCUCUCAGCGUUCAGUUUUUUAAUAAAUUUAUCCAAAGGAAACUGGAAAUAUAACGUAGCAGUGACAAUUUGCUGAUGUAUACACACUUUCCCGCCAAAACUCCUCAGCUUACCAAUGAAAAUAUUGAAACUUAACAUUAAUCUGAUGUAAAGUUGUGAACAGAUGCGAGUAAGGUAGGCUUGGAGGCAAAAAUUUGUUUACCUCCGAUGAAUGAAAAGUAGCCGAGCAGUUUUGUUGACGAUAAUAAAUAGUAGUAGUAGUAGCAGUAGUAACAGUAGUAUUAGUAGUAGUAGUAGUAGUAGCAGCAGCAGAAGUAGUAGCAGUAGUAGUAGCAGUAGUAGUAGCAGCAGUAGUAGUAGUAGCAGUAGUAGUAGUAAAUCGAAGUGGAAUUACCGUGCCAGUAAGGGGUUAUAUAGAGAAUAACAGCGUGGAAAGGUGGAGGGGCGCAUGCACUGACGCAUCUCUCUUGUGCUGCCAUCCUGCGUAACUUCAAGCAAGGAGACCAUGUACUGACGUGGCUGUCUUCAACUGCCUUCCUUCCUGCGUAACUUCAAGUGAGGGAGACUAUGCACUGACGCAUCUCUCUUGUGCUGCCUUCCUUCCCUCGGUCUUGCGACUUCUAGUGAAGGAGACGAGAUUUCACGAGAAGGUCGCCGAUGGAAGGAAACGAGACGGAGUCAGCCAUGGAGGACUGGGCGUGGGAGGAGAUGUCGGCCUCCAAGCAUGGAAACGGCUCUUCGGAGACGCCUGGAAGAGGCUGGGGCAGCAGCCUGGCCCAGAAGGACGAGACCACUCGACGAAAAGCUGCGUGCGAAGCUCUCCACGCGACUUUACCCACCCCGGACCCUUCUUUCGGUCCAUACUGUCCACGGACGUUCGACGGCUGGUCAUGUUGGAACGACACCCCAGCUGGCACCAGAGCUUACGUUCAGUGUCCCGACUUUGUCAUAGGGUUCGACCCCCAGCGAAGUGGACACAAAGACUGUGACGAGAACGGUUCCUGGUUCAUCCAUCCGUACACUAACCAGUCCUGGUCCAACUACACUACUUGCGUCGAUAUGUCCAAUCUAGAGCUUCACCAAGGUGUCAACACGAUAUACAUUGCUGGUUACUCCAUGUCUCUAGUGGCUCUCUGCAUCUCCCUCUUCAUCUUCUGUUUCUUCAAAUCCCUCAAGUGCACCCGGGUGACGAUUCACAAGAACCUCUUCGUCAGUUUCAUCAUCAACAACGCCAUGUGGCUUGUGUGGUUCGAGUGUGUAGUCAGCAAACCAGACGUCGUCGCCGGGAAUUCGGCAGAGUGCCAGGUCCUGCAUGUCUUCCUUCACUACUUUCUUGUCUCGAACUACUUCUGGAUGUUUUGCGAAGGUCUCUAUCUGCACACACUCCUCGUUGUCGCCUUCGUCGCCGAAGACAGGAUCAUGAAGUGGUUCUUUCUCCUGGGCUGGGGAGCUCCCAUCGCCCUCACCAUCAUAUAUGCAUCGGCAAGAGCCGCUGACGCAGCACAGAAUGUCCAUUGCUGGAUGGAGGACGGGGCGUACAACUACAUCCUCAGUGUUCCAGUGGUGCUCUCCAUGCUGCUUAAUCUCUUCUUCCUGGUCAAUAUUGUCAGGGUGUUGGUGACCAAGCUGCGUGCCGUCAACACCUCCCCAGACACACACUCCACCCGCAAGGCGGUGCGAGCAACACUCAUCCUCAUUCCUCUGCUGGGUCUACACUACAUCCUCAUCCCGUUCAGGCCACCGAAGGGAUCUCCUGGCGAGGGCGUGUACCUCGUAGUGUCUGCUGUUGCAGCCUCCUUCCAAGGUCUUGGAGUGUCCCUUCUCUUCUGCUUCUUCAACGGAGAGGUACUGGGCAUCUUCAAGAAAAAAUGGAGCCAACACAAACUGAUGCGAGGCGGACCUAACUCCUACGCUGCCACCACCUUCUCGUUUUCUACUGUUCAACCCAUCCCCGUUUUCUACUGCAUGCUACAUUCUAGAUGGACACGCUAAAUGGACAUCCUAGUUUAUGUCCUACUGCUUCAAAUAAUUAAGUACAUGAAGUCCAGUAUGGCUGAUGGGAACACCACUGUUACCAAUUACGGUACAUCCAUCGAGGGUGACGACGUGUAAGCCUGUAUAUGAUGGAAACCCUAUUAUCAACAAUUAGACCAUAGGCCUACUGCACGUUUAUCGAGGGUGAAGACGUGUAGGCCUAUGCAUGUUGGGAACCCAACAAUCACCAUUUAAACCCUAGGCCUACUGCACGUCCGUCGAGGGUGGCAACGUGUAGACACGUGGUAGCAACACUUCAAAAUAACGUAACUGAGAGAAGAAAUGAAAUGUUAAAUCAAGGUAUCAAAACGUGCAUUCUAAAGAAGACAUUCUGAGUGAACGUAGUCAUAGAUUUAUGUUUGUAUUUGGGCUUUUCUGAGAAAAAUUGCGAGAUAAACCUAGUUAGUAAGGGUCUCUCUGUUCAGUUUUACUACAACUGUUAAACUUUCACAGGAAUAACACAUUUCGUUACUGAUGAAUAAUACUUAGAUUAAUCUUACAAUACCUUUGUUAAGCAGAUUUAAGGUAUAUUACGUUUUGUGAAUUUUAAUAAUAGAUUAGGCUAUUUGAUAAGUUUUGAAGGGAAUUAAACGAAUUACAUACCAUAUAUAUUUAGGUUGAAACAUCUACUUCGUUGAACUUUUUAUAAAAAAAUAUUUUUUAAAAGAAUAUUGGACUUGUGUGACCAUUGCAUAUCAAGAAUAGCAGUUACACAGAGUCCAAAGAGAACUUGCACCAAUAGGUGAUCUUCAAUUAGACGUCAAAACAAUGUAAAGUUGUAGUUCUCUUCUCAGCAGAUUUCCUGCAUUUAAGCCAUUUGUAGAGGAAUUAAAAAAAGUGAUUCAGGAUCAUACUUUUGUAUCUGUUGAAUUCUAAAUACAUUGAAGAAUCAUCUUUAACAGUGUGAGUAUAUCCUAAUAUUUCUGAAAAUAUGUGUACAUACUAAUCUCUAACUUUUUUGAGAGCGUGUAUAUUCUAAUCUCUUGGAAAUUAUGUAUAUACUUAUUACCUUGAUAGCGUUGUAUGUGUGUGUGUGUGUGUGUGUGUGUGUGUGUGUCUGUCUGUAUAUACCUCAUUCUAACCUUGUAUAUUCUAACCUUGUAUAUUCUACCCAUGCUGUCUUUAUUUUGAAAUAUUCAAAUUUUUGUUAGUAAAUAAUUUAAAAUAUUUAAUCACCUGUUGCCAAAAAAUUUUUAAUGUCAUUUUCCUCGUAGGAAUGAAUCUUACUCCAUAUACACUUGCAUAUAGGCUUUCUCGAAGAAGAAUUUAUUUUUUAUCUUGAAUCACCUUCCUAACUUGCAUUUAUCUAUCAGUAUAUUAGUCAAAUAAAUAAGAAAAGCAUGGAAACUAUGCAGUCAGUUCAUUUGUUUUCAAACUUUUCUUGGUAUUGCUUUAAAUUUGUAAGUAUCUUUGUCAGUAUAGACCUGCAACGAUCUCUGUCUAUCAGCUAAGUCCUUUAAAUAUAUAAAUAUAUAUAUGUA
Molecule: messenger RNA, 3645 nt
Organism: Cherax quadricarinatus
Lineage: Eukaryota; Metazoa; Arthropoda; Malacostraca; Decapoda; Parastacidae
Source: RefSeq, a predicted model, not a curated record